Biomphalaria glabrata is the source of this 2236-nucleotide messenger RNA. Its product is annotated as protein transport protein Sec61 subunit alpha. The record is from RefSeq and is a predicted model, not a curated record. Gene Ontology annotation, biological process: SRP-dependent cotranslational protein targeting to membrane, translocation; post-translational protein targeting to membrane, translocation. NCBI's taxonomy places the organism in Eukaryota, Metazoa, Mollusca, Gastropoda, Planorbidae. Bases 154 to 1584 code for a protein of 476 amino acids. The transcript is spliced from 13 exons. Gene Ontology annotation, molecular function: ribosome binding; signal sequence receptor activity; transmembrane protein transporter activity. Gene Ontology annotation, cellular component: Sec61 translocon complex; membrane.
AGAGGGGAAUGAGAGGGUGGGGAACGUCCACGUCAACGCGUGGAAAAGUUGUCACGUGACUUUUUAACAAUUCUUUCCGGCUUUAUGGACUUGAGAGUUCUGUCUUAGUUUAUGUUGCUGACGAGUGACUACAAUUAGACACCGAAAUUAACCAUGGCCAUUCGAUUUCUGGAGUUUGUGAAGCCCUUUUGUGUGGUCCUUCCUGAAAUAGCUAAACCAGAUAGAAAGAUUCAGUUUAGAGAAAAGGUUCUAUGGACAGCUAUCACAUUAUUCGUGUUUUUAAUUUGCUGCCAGAUUCCCUUGUUUGGCAUUGUGUCAUCAGAUUCAGCUGAUCCAUUUUAUUGGAUAAGAGUUAUCCUUGCCUCCAACAGAGGAACUUUGAUGGAACUUGGUAUCUCUCCAAUUGUGACUUCAUCUUUGAUCAUGCAACUUUUAGCUGGUGCCAAAAUUAUUGAAGUUGGAGACACACCUAAAGACAGGGCAUUGUUCAAUGGCGCUCAGAAAUUAUUUGGCAUGGUGAUAACUGUGGGCCAAGCCAUUGUCUAUGUCAUGACUGGCAUGUAUGGUGACCCUGCUGAUAUUGGUGCUGGUGUUUGCUUGCUGAUCAUUAUACAGCUUUUUGUUGCUGGUAUUGUGGUCUUACUUCUGGAUGAGUUACUGCAGAAAGGUUAUGGACUUGGCUCAGGAAUUUCUCUCUUUAUUGCAACAAAUAUCUGUGAAACAAUUGUCUGGAAAGCCUUUAGCCCAGCAACAGUUAAUACAGGACGUGGUACUGAAUUUGAAGGUGCAGUGAUUGCUCUAUUCCAUUUAUUGGCCACAAGACAGGAUAAAGUCAGGGGUCUCCGUGAAGCAUUUUACAGACAAAAUCUGCCCAAUUUAAUGAAUCUAUUGGCUACAGUUCUAGUCUUUGGCAUAGUGAUAUACUUCCAAGGCUUCAGGGUGGACCUUCCAAUCAAGUCUGCAAGAUAUAGAGGGCAACAAACAUCUUAUCCUAUCAAGUUGUUUUAUACAUCUAACAUACCAAUUAUUCUACAGAGUGCACUAGUGUCUAACCUGUAUAUGAUUUCUCAGAUGUUGGAUAACAAGUUUAAAGGAAAUUUCUUUGUUAACCUUUUAGGAGUUUGGGCUGAUGUCGGUGGUGGUGGACCUGCAAGAUCAUACCCUAUUGGUGGAUUAUGUUACUACUUUUCUCCACCUGAGACAUUAGGUCAUAUUUUAGAAGAUCCUGUGCAUGCAGUCCUUUACAUUGUCUUCAUGUUGGGAUCUUGUGCUUUCUUCUCUAAGACUUGGAUUGAUGUAUCUGGAUCAAGUGCUAAAGAUGUUGCUAAGCAGCUAAAGGACCAGCAAAUGGUGAUGAGAGGUCAUCGAGAGAAAUCAAUGAUCAAGGAAUUGAAUCGCUAUAUUCCCACAGCUGCAGCUUUCGGUGGUUUGUGUAUUGGAGCACUGUCUGUCUUGGCUGAUUUCUUGGGUGCCAUUGGAAGCGGAACUGGAAUUCUUUUGGCUGUGACUAUAAUCUAUCAGUACUUUGAAUAUUUUGUGAAAGAACAGAGUGAAAUGGGUGGAAUGAGCACGCUACUCUUUUAAAUUUGUAACAUUGUCUGAUACUAGUUCUUACUAUUAAUAGAAAUAUCCUGUCAUAUGAAUGAAUUCAAUGUUUUUCUGUUGAUUUGCUUGGUUUAUUUUUGGGGUUAAUGUUGAGAAAGUGGCUGUUGCUGUUGUGAGUGCUUCAUAUUUGACAUUUAAUCUUAUGGUCUAAAAGGAACACAAAUAUUGGCACAAUCAAAACUAGAGUUAUUUUUCGUGCAGUGCAGGAAAAGAAGUCUUGCACUCGGAAAGUGAUUGUACUGUGAGCAGCUGUAUUUGUGUAUUUGAUUUACUUUGAAGUAAUAGUGUUUUUAAAAGUGGCAAGAUUUGUACUCAUUUUAAGGGUAUAGAAUCUCACAUCUUCAUUAACUGUUUAGCACUGACACAGAAAUUGAGAUUUCAUUGUAUAAUCUGCUGCUGUUUCUUCUGAGUUCACCACAUUAACAAUAGUGUACUGGACUUAAAAUUGAGCAUGUACAUUAUUAGAGAUUUCCCCACCUUGAAUUGACCACUGUAUAGUAUAGUCCUACAAUUCUUUGUAUUUCUGAGUUUCAAGUAAGGUGUGUGAUAGAAUCAUGGAGUGUGAGAAUAUCAGUCAAUAGAAGGUGACAUUUACGAAUGAUUUUAAUAAAAAUAUUUAUGUUACAAAAAA